ACCUGAGCGCCUGCGGGAAGAGCCUCCCUGCUGUUUGCCUGGGUCUUCGCGGGAGGCGGCUGGGCGACCGCGGUUCUCUUUCGCUGGUUUGCCCCUUAGUCUCGAUAUCUGCGUGGAGCUGCCUUUCUGAGGCUGUUCGGAUACCUCGGUGAAGUGCAGCGGGUUUCGAGUAGGUUUCUAGCACCCAAGCCCUGCCUCCUCCUGGAGAUGCACUUGUGAGUGGCAGGCUUCUUUUGAAUUAUCGCACCUCUGGAGUUGCGGAGCUUGCAUCUCUGGAUCCGCUGACGUGAAGAGCCACCGCGUUUUUAGGCGCCUAGAGGGAAGGAGCUGUAUUGGGAUUUAAGGUCUACCAUUCCUGCUGCAGAUUCCCAGGUUACAGCUCCACGGAUAGGAAUACAACUUCUCACCGAGGGACAUGGAUGAAUAUGAGGACAGCCAGUCUCCAGCGCCAAGUUAUCAGUAUCCAAAAGAAACACUGAGAAAGCGCCAGAAUUCAGUGCAGAAUUCAGGAGGAAGCGUGUCUUCUAGGUUCUCCAGGAAAAGCUUCAAGCUGGAUUACAGACUAGAGGAGGACGUGACCAAGUCAAAGAAAGGGAAAGACGGGAGAUUUGUCAACCCAUGGCCAACAUGGAAAAACAUCUCCAUCCCAAAUGUGCUCAGAUGGCUGAUAAUGGAGAAGAAUCAUAGCAGUGUUCCUGGUUCCAAAGAGGAACUUGACAAAGAGCUCCCAGUGCUUAAGCCAUAUUUUAUCAGUGACCCGGAAGACACUGGAGUGAGAGAGGCUGGCUUGCGAGUCACGUGGCUGGGACAUGCGACGCUGAUGGUGGAAAUGGAUGACCUCAUCUUCCUCACGGAUCCCAUGUUCAGCUCCCGCGCCUCUCCCUCGCAGUACGUGGGUCCGAAGCGGUUUCGCCGUCCCCCGUGUACAAUAAGCGAACUCCCCACGAUAGAUGCUGUCCUCAUCAGUCACAAUCACUACGACCACCUGGACUACGGCUCCGUCCUGGCGUUGAACGAGCGGUUCGGCAGCGAGCUGAGGUGGUUCGUGCCCUUGGGCCUUCUCGACUGGAUGCAGAAAUGUGGCUGCGAGAACGUGAUUGAGCUGGACUGGUGGGAGGAGAAUUGCGUCCCUGGUCACGACAAGGUCACCUUUGUCUUCACGCCUUCCCAGCACUGGUGUAAAAGGACCCUCCUGGACGACAACAAGGUGCUCUGGGGCAGCUGGUCCGUGCUCGGGCCUUGGAGUCGGUUCUUCUUUGCUGGGGAUACUGGGUACUGCCCCGCGUUUGAAGAGAUCGGAAAAAGGUUUGGGCCUUUUGACCUUGCGGCUAUUCCCAUCGGAGCUUAUGAGCCAAGGUGGUUUAUGAAGUACCAGCACGCAGACCCAGAAGAUGCUGUAAGGAUUCACAUUGACCUUCAGACAAAGAGAUCUGUGGCAAUUCACUGGGGGACUUUUGCCUUAGCUAAUGAGCAUUACCUAGAGCCACCAGUGAAACUGAAUGAAGCUCUAGAGAGAUACGGACUUUCUUGUGAGGAUUUCUUCAUACUGAAGCAUGGAGAGUCCCGAUACUUGAAUACCGAUGAUAGAGCUUUUGAAGAAACAUGAAACUAGGAACUUUCAGUGACAACAAGACUAAGAAAUCCACAAAUAUUAUGACACUUUUCACAUGGAAACAAUUUCUGCAAGUGUGUGUUUUGUUUUUUAUUAUAACUUGCCAAUUGAUAAGACUCACUUACAUAAAUUGUGGGAGUCUAGGGGAGGGUUAUUUAAGAAACUGUCCAAUAUACACUUUAAAAAAAUCAUACCAGUGGUACAAACAUUGCAAAAUAUUAUUUUUUAUCAAAUAUAUUUUAGUGGUAGUAAAAUUUCUGAGGUUAUGAAAAACUGACAUUGAACUUCCAUUUCUUUUUCUAUUCAGGGCUUUCUACAAAGAGUCAUGCUUACCUAUCUAUAUUACACACACACACUUUCUUAUAUUUAUGUAAUGAUAAACUUGACCUCCACAUGGUGAUUAACUGCUGGUUGUGGUGAUGCACACCUGCAAUCUAGCACUCCAAAGAAUAAGGCAGACAGGUGACAAGUUCAAGGCCAGCUAGAGCUACAAGUGAGAAAAAGAAAACAUUAGCUUACAUGCCAAAUGUUAAGUGAUUUUAUUUUGUUAACCAUAAGAACAUAGUUGUUUGGGCUAAAUUUACUGUUUUUUAAAAUGUUUUUUUUUUUAUUGUGGUCAAAUAUACAUCACAUAAAAAUUUCAUUUUAACUAUGGUGAAAAGAAGCUCUUUGGCAUCAAGUCUUUGCAUCUGUGUGCAGCCAUGAGCAUUGAGCACUUACAUUUCUGAGAGGGCAUCGACACAGCUGCAUUUCCCAGGUUCAAGGCUGAUGGGCAGAGAAGGGGAGAGAGUGGGUUUGGGACUUAGGGCAGACCUUGUCCAAGCCCAGCUCUAACUCUCCUGUGACAGGAGAGGAUGCAGAGCCUGAGGGGGAGGACGUCGCGCUCGAGGCUGCUCUCACUUUCUGCUUCCUCUGUACUCUCUCCUGCUCCCAGCCCCAAUAUGUCAGGUAGACAGAUGUACAAGUGUGUUUUACAUGACUUGGAUGUGGUAUAUAUUUUUAUAUUAAAUGACCUAUAAGCACAAUUAUACCUGUUAGUAAGCCAUUGUGAAAUACCAGUAGUUAUUAUUUUUUAACACUGUGGGCAUCUGCUGACCAGGGUUUGCCCCGUACGCCUCUGCAUUCACAGGUUUGGUGUGUACCUUAAGGAAGUGAGCUACCGGGGUCUUAGUGAAGGUACAUUCUGCUUCUGCUUUCUAGACCAACGGGACAAAACAUAGCGAGUUUUCUAUAUAUAUUAAAUAUUAUAUAAGGAGUACUCAAUAAUCUGAUGCAUUUGCAUGGGUGAUGCAUGUCACCUUGGCCUCUCAUUGGGAUUUCGUCCAUCCCAUCAUGGACUUGAUUCCCCCAAACAAGUAACUUAUGUUCAGACCCAGUAUCACCAUGUAUAAGAGGACAAUGCUAAUCUACCUCCCGAGGCAGAGAAUAAUAUUUUUUAAAGCACUUUAGAAAUCUAAGGGAGAAAAUUUAUGGCAUCACUCUGAUGUAGACAGGCACAGUAGACAGUUGAAGAGCGAUGCUUCCCAUGACACAUUGUUCCUGCCCAUAUGCCGAACUGGGGGCUGACCACCUCACCCACUUACCUUGUGACUUUAGAGGGCAAUAGCCAAUAUGAGCGACCAUCAGAAUGUAGUAUUUUUAUAUAAAUGUGUGCUGUAACACUGCAUGUAUAGUGAACAUGGCUCAGAAGCACUAACGCAUAAGAUUCCAUUUGAAGUCAGCUUGAGGAAAAUCGGGCGAGCGUCGGCUCACCACUGCAAGCGGACAUCGAUCUGGACCUUAGGGCUGUGGGUGCCAGCCUUGGGGCACACCGCUCCACCAGGUACCACUGCAGCCACUGUGUUACUGUAAGCCAUACUGAAACUCAUCUUAAGCAGCUGACACAGUAUUUCUGCACGGACGGCCUUGGCAUAGCUUUUGUGCCCACAUGUUCCAGGCUUUCCACGUGAUUUGUGGUCUGGCCCUGGGAUGAACUGGGCCUGCCUCCUGUUUUUUUUCUUUCUUUCCUUUUUUUUUUUUUUUAGGCAUCCGCAUGGUUUUCCUUUGUUUCUGUUUACAUGCAAGUUCCACUCGUGAAAUACACCAAAUUUCUCGACCACAACCACCCUAUUGAAUGGUUUUCACUUUAUUUUUCUAAUCUACAUUUCAAAGGAUGUAUGUAUAAAGUGAAAAUAAAU
Molecule: messenger RNA, 3789 nt
Organism: Mus pahari (shrew mouse)
Lineage: Eukaryota; Metazoa; Chordata; Mammalia; Rodentia; Muridae
Gene: Napepld
Product: N-acyl phosphatidylethanolamine phospholipase D
Exons: 5
Coding region: 416-1606 (396 amino acids)
Biological process (GO): N-acylethanolamine metabolic process; N-acylphosphatidylethanolamine metabolic process
Cellular component (GO): membrane-bounded organelle; cytoplasm
Molecular function (GO): zinc ion binding; N-acylphosphatidylethanolamine-specific phospholipase D activity
Source: RefSeq, a predicted model, not a curated record